Messenger RNA from Saitoella complicata NRRL Y-17804, 1461 nucleotides. Its product is annotated as nicotinic acid plasma membrane transporter. NCBI's taxonomy places the organism in Eukaryota, Fungi, Ascomycota, Saitoellomycetes, Saitoellales, Saitoellaceae. Gene Ontology annotation, biological process: transmembrane transport. Gene Ontology annotation, cellular component: membrane. The transcript is spliced from 3 exons. The record is from RefSeq and is a predicted model, not a curated record. Bases 1 to 1461 code for a protein of 486 amino acids. Gene Ontology annotation, molecular function: transmembrane transporter activity.
AUGGAGGGCGUCACCUACGACACCGAAAAGAAGACCGUCCAUGUCGGACCCGACAUCGCCACCGGUGAAACCGAGAUCCUCAUCGACCCCGAAGCUGAACGCCGUCUUCUUCACAAACUGGACUUGCACAUCAUCCCCGUCAUCAUGAUCACCUAUCUCGUCGCCUUCCUCGACCGCUCGAAUGUCGGGAAUGCGAAAGUCGCCGGAAUGGUGACGGAUUUGAAUCUCACAGGGUCCAAGUUCAAUGUGUUGGCGAGUAUUUUUUACGUUACCUAUAUCGCCUUCGAGAUCCCAACAUCCACCUACCUCAAGAAAUUUGGCGCCUCGAAGCUCAUACCUGCCAUCGUGAUCGCAUGGUCCCUUGUCGCGACAUUCUCAGCCUUCGUUCAGUCCUACGGCGGGAUGAUCGCCAUUCGCCUCCUCCUCGGCGCAUGCGAAGCAGGUUUAUUCCCAUGCUUCAACCUCUACCUCUCCUCUCUCUACAAACGCGACGAACAAGCCAAACGAUUCUGCAUGAUCUUCGUAGCCCAAGCCCUCGCAGGUGCAUUCGGAGGUCUCCUCGCAUACGGAAUCCUAAAAAUGGACGGAGUCGCUGGCUGGGCAGGUUGGCGCUGGCUAUUCUGCAUCGAAGGUCUUGCGUCACUGGUGGUUGGUGUGGCAGAUAUUUUCCUCCUCCCCGACUCAGCCGAAUCGGCAUACUUCCUCACACCCGCCGAAAAAGACCUCGUACGCCUCCGCGCCUUACAAUCCGCCUCCUACCACGGCCCUUCCACUCCCGACAUCGACUGGACACAAGUCAGGGCCGCGUUUCGGAGUCCCAUGGUUUGGUUGAGUGGGUGGAUCCAGAUGUGUACAAACACCUGUCUCUACGGAUUUUCGACGUUCUUACCAACGAUCAUCAACGGAAUGGGAUACACCUCCGUACAAGCCCAAUACCUCACGAUACCAAUCUACCUCCUCGGUGCAAUAAUCUACUUCCUCACCGCUAUCGGCGUGGACCGGACACAACGCCGCGCACCCUUCAUGUUUUUCUGGGGGUUGUUUACGGUUGCUGGAUACUGCACCCUCCUCUCCGCCACGAAACCCUCGAUACUGUAUUUCGCCUGUUUCCUGGUCGCGAUGGGACUCUACGUGUUCGAUGGCCUAAACAUGCUCUGGCUCGCCGGAAACGUAGCACCACACUACAAACGCGCCGUCGCGAUCGGGAUGAAUCAAACAAUCGGAAACAUCGGUGGCGUCAUCGCUGGGCAGAUCUAUGUCGCGAGGGAUAGCCCGUUGUAUCGGAUGGGACAGGGUGUCAGUUUGGCGGGAAUAUUGACGGGGUAUGUUAGUGCUGUUGGCAUGUUCUUCUUGUUGAGGAGGCUGAAUAGGGGGAAGGAUGUUAAAAGGGGGGAGAUGGGGGGUGUGGAGGGAGAGGAUGGGUUGGGUGAUGCGUCGCCAUGGUUUAUCUACAAGACGUGA